AAUACUUGAAACUCCUUCACAGUUCUCAUAGAUCGCAUAGAAAACAAAAGCCGAAAUGGAGGUAAUGGAAGAAGGCAACUUAAUGGACCGUGUUCCAGUUCUGUUGCAAAGGGAUCUCCAAUAUUAUCAGGAAUUUCAGAGUGUGCUGCAGGAACGUCUCUGUCCAGGGGUCGUUGGAGGAAAACUGGACUUUCCUUUGUAUGCUUCCUUUGCGGCAAUAAAAAUUGUUCUAUGGUGGGAAGAUGAAUACUUCGCCGCAUACAAAAAGUACUCAGGACUAUUACAUCACAGUCAAACAAGUGAUAAGCAUCCGAAAAAAGAGGUAACUGGUGAAGUCAUUGUCAAGAAUUCUGAUCCCGAGAAGUUCGUAUCAUUGAUUACCAAAUCUGCGGAUCAAUUCCUGGAACAUCUUCAUUGUCUGAGUCAGGAAUCUUUGGAUCACGCCGAUUUAUCGGUACUAACAGCUACAAUUGGAGCAUCUGCUUUGGUGAAAAAUUGCCUCUGGGUCUAUUUACAAUCUGUUACGAAAAAUAUUUGUCCUCCUAAAGGCAAUGAUAAAGGAGGGUCAUUGAAGCUUAGCUAUAAACAAUAUGCGGAAAUGACUGAAGCACUGGCUGAACGAUUAUUAGACCUGCAUUGCCGUUUACUAACGCUUUAUAUAAUGCAGGACGCGGACAGCUUGCAUUGGGAGAAUAUGCAGCCUUUCUUUGAAUCUGAGCGUGGCUCCUACACUAUUCAGAUGUGGUGGUUGUACAUGAAAGGAACCAAGCAAGAUUUAUGGAAUUCGGUUCCUCCCAAGAUGGCUCAACGGGUAUUCUCUGGAAUGUUGAACGAAACGCUUACCGUGCUGACGUCGCGAUAUAUUCAGACUGUUCCAAGCCCAGCACGAUCUCAACUUCUGCUAGCAGACAUAUGCAACAUUCUUCAGUGUGUAUCGGAGCUUCUCCUAUUCGUUACCGAAAAAGCUGAUGAUUAUAUAGGGAUGCAGCAGUUCAACCAGAGCAAAAUUAUCAGAGAUAUCCAUGCAAAAUGUCAUGAGCUGUUCUGUUGCCUUCUGUUACGUGGAGUACCACUUGGUGUACUAUUUAAGCUGCUGCGAAAAGGAACAUCGGCAAUGGACUUGUUUUCCCCUCAGCAGGAAUCGCCUAGCCCAUGGAUUGUAUUUUCCCUGCCUGAACUCUUUACUGCUCAGCAGACAAAUUGCUAUUCGUUGCAGUCGUCCCACUAUUCAGCGAACGCGGCAAUAACUUUGGAGCUGAAAAUUUUACUUUCCGCUCCACAAGCAGAUUGGUCGUUCCUUCUUAAGGUGUUGCUUAUGCGUGGGGCGUCUUUGAGUGUUAUCAUCAUGCAUAAUUUGCUCACAAACCUACCAACACCAGACAACUACAAGCCUCCCUCUGAACAGCCAUUUUCAGAGAAACACUCACAACCUCAAUGUGGAGGAUUUUUAUGCGCUGGAGAAUGUUUCAAUGUUGAUCAGAUGACAAAGUCAGAUAUUGAUCCUGUGGGGCAAAGUAAUUAUCAAGUCGUAUUGGCUCUAACUUACUUGAUUGCUGCAUGUGGGAAAUCUUCGGAUAUGAGUGCUACUUUGAUAUCUGCAUUAGAUAAAAAUCAAACUCCACAUUGGGCUGAUUGUCUCGACAAAAGGCAGGUCUGGAAUCAGAAAAGGCCUCCAUGGCUAGAAGCAAUAUUGCACUUCGUCUAUCCAACACUAGACUGUGUAGUGCAAAUGCUGAUAAAUGCAGCUGAAACUGGAGCCAGCAUGUACCAAGCAAUGUCCUUGGCUAUAACAUGCCUUUCCGAAAUUUGGGAUUGUAUCCCAGAUGGGGUUCAGAAGAUCGCAUUGCUUUUGGAAGAAAUCGUCCCUGUGUCUGUGAAGUUAUUGGGCGAUUCUGUUCUGAUGCAAAUUUUGCUUUCUGCUCUAUAUACGAGGCUACUAACGGCAGCAGAAAAUGAAGCUGAUAAAAAUCUCUCUGAAGAAGAUCCAGCUUCCCGCGCAACUCUCUACUACGCUUUGGCAGAGGCAAUUUGCUCAAUUGACGAGGACAACAAACACACUGACCAAAUUGUUUUGCUAUUGAAACAAAUAAGAGAAAGCAACUGGAAGUAUAGUUUUGCAUCAUCGUGGUUGCAUGACAAUUCCGAUAUGGACGCAAUGGACACCAUCAAAAUCGAUGAUCUGGAGGAUGGACUUCAAGAGACCUCAGUAUUCCACCUUGCCGACGACUUCGAUGUAGAAAGUGCUGAACAUAUACCACAGCUGCUAGCGAGUGAUGUACUGAUCUCCAAUGUAGGGAAACAAUGUUUGAAGAUUUUGUACACAUAUUUGAAGAAGAAUCAAAAUUGGCUGCUACAUCAACUGGGAACCACUAGUGAAUUCCAUGAAGUUGAAUUCUUACCUGGUCAGAAUAUCCCGAAUAACGACGGCAGUUUACUUAGGACAAUGUUCUAUAUUGGCCAUAACUCAUUCGAUCAGUUGCUGACUGGUGGCUGCAAAAUUGACUAUUUAUCAUGGUUACAAACACCAUUGUCGUUGACACCCGAACGUGCGUGGCUUCAAAUAUCCCAACGAAGUGAAUUUCAAGAAGGUUCAAAACUGUCCAUUCAUGAGACAGCUAUGGUGGCUUUUAUAACAAAUAUAAUGAAAAAUAAUUAAUAGGUACACAUGUCGAUAGAAAGAUGUGAAAUAUAGUUCAGCUAUGCAAGUCUAAAUUAUCUACAAAAAUACAUAAAUGUGACACUGUUACAAUCGUUAAGUCGAAGGAAACUGCCACCAAAUACUUUACAGAAAGUAGCAAAAUCAAACUAAUUUCGUAUUCCCCUCCCCCUGAGCACGGAAGGAAUCAUUCCUUGUCACCCCUCUCGACAGACCUGCAUAUAAGUCUUUCAAGGCUUUAUAGUCUGCAGGCCUGACGAGGAGGGGGUGGAAAGAGGGUUUACAAUUAUGCACUACUAAUUUAAACACAAUUUUAUUUAAGUUCUAUCAGAUUAACCAUGAUUUUUUUAAAUUAGACAACAUAUUAUAAUAAAAAAUAUGC
This is a messenger RNA of Hermetia illucens (black soldier fly), 3038 nucleotides long. RefSeq lists its product as uncharacterized. The record is from RefSeq and is a predicted model, not a curated record. NCBI's taxonomy places the organism in Eukaryota, Metazoa, Arthropoda, Insecta, Diptera, Stratiomyidae. The transcript is spliced from 16 exons. The coding region runs from base 56 to 2656 and encodes 866 amino acids.